AUGGAGAAGAAGCCAGAAAAAGGCUACCACCCAGUGGUCUUUGAGGCCAAGACCACCAUCGGAGGAGUAUGGACCAAGACAGUAGAGACCACCAAGCUUCAGACCCCAAAACAUUUCUAUCAGUUCUCUGAUUUUCCAUGGCCCAACUCAGUCACAGAGGUCUUUCCUACCCAACCUCAAGUCUUUGACUACCUUCAGUCCUAUGCUGGUCACUUUGGUCUGCUUGAACAUAUCAGAUUUGGCUGCAAAGUGGUCGGUAUUGACUAUGAAGGGAUGGCGGCGGAGGCGGAGAUGGAAGGGUGGGGGGUUUGGGGUGGCACAGGUGAAGCCUUUGGGUCUGGAAAAUGGAGUGUUACAGUUCAGGACACCCAAAGUUCUUCCACUGAGGUUCAUCAAUUCGAUUUUAUGAUCCUAUGUGUGGGAAGGUUCAGUGGGAUACCAAACAUACCAGAAUUUCCAGAAGGGAAGGGUCCAGAAGUGUUUGAUGGGAAGGUGAUACACUCAAUGGAGUAUGCUACCAUGGAUUUUGAAGCUGCUAAACAACUUAUAAGAGGAAAGAGAGUCACUGUUGUUGGCUUCCAAAAACAUGCUCUUGACAUUGCAAUGGAGUGCUCUUUACAAAAUGGGGUGGAAAAUCCAUGUACAGUGUUAUACAGGAAUGAACACUGGAAUGUGCCUGAUUACAAUCCAUGGGGAGUCUCACUUGCAUAUUUCUACUUCAAUCGCUUCUCUGAACUUUUGGUUCAUAAGCCUGGUGAAGGAUUUUUCCUUACUCUCCUGGCUACAUUGCUUUCACCUCUGAGAUGGGGAUUUUCAAAAUUUGUUGAAACCCAUAUAAAACGAAAGCUUCGACUAGCAAAGUAUGGAAUGGUUCCCAAACACAGUUUCUUGAAAGAAAUCAGUUCUUGUUUGAUCUCAACCGUCCCUGAGGGCUUCUACGAUGCAGUUGAGAAAGGAAGCAUCAUAUUGAAGAAAGCUCCGAGUUUCGGAUUCUGCAAACAAGGCAUACUUGUUGAUGGGGAAGUCGAACCUCUAAAGACAGACAUGGUCACACUGGCUACUGGGUUCAGGGGACUUGACAAGCUCAAAGACAUUUUUGCCUCCCAAACCUUUCAAGAACAACUAGUUGGGUCCCCUCACAAAACAGUCUCACUCUAUAGGGAAUGCAUUCAUCCCAGGAUUCCACAGCUAGCCAUAAUUGGAUUCUCAGAGAGCAUUUCAAACCUUCACACCUCUGAGAUGAGGUGCCGGUGGCUAGCAGAGCUGCUUGCCGGCACGUUCAAGCUCCCCGACAUCAAAGACAUGGAGAAAGACAUAACAAAAUGGGACCGAUACAUGAAAAAAUACUCGGGCAAGUACUACCGGAGAUCAUGCAUAGGGGCUCUUCAUAUAUGGUACAAUGAUCAACUCUGCAAGGACAUGGGUUGGAAACCAAAGAGGAAGAAGGGGUUCAUUGCUGAGUUGUUUGAGCCCUAUGUCCCCAUGGAUUAUGCUCAUCCUUAGAGAUUGAGAUGUACUGAAAAUGGGUUCGGUUUCAUGAUUGUUUUGUGUAUGUGUUUGUAAUUUGAUGAUAUUUGAAGCCUGUAGUGAAACUGAGAACAAAGUUGGUUGUGAAUACUCUCUGAUGAUGUACACCAGCUGUUGUGUUUGAAUAAAGUUGGACAACUUGGAUG
Messenger RNA from Camellia sinensis, 1673 nucleotides. The record is from RefSeq and is a predicted model, not a curated record. Lineage: Eukaryota; Viridiplantae; Streptophyta; Magnoliopsida; Ericales; Theaceae.